AGCCGGUACCAUGAAGGCAAAGCCAAAGGGCCCCGACAACAAGGCCUACGAGCUGGUACCCUCUAUGGAGCUGACUGCCUCAGUCAACCUCGUUGGGCAUCAAGCCUUGCACAAUGGGCCUGCAGGCUCUAGGAGGCCAGUACCGGUGUUCCAGGGAGCCAAGCUGAUGGAGGAAGGGAAGAUGCAUCACUCUGUGGAGCACCUCAUUAACCCCCCUGGCCCUGCAGCACGACCACACAGCCCAGAACACACAGACAGUUAUACCUACUGUCUCCUCCCUCCACCCUACCAGGGUCGUCCCAUCACACCAGUGUACACCAUGACCCACAACAUGCAGCGUAUCCCCACGGCCAGUGGUCUGUACGGAGCAGGCUAUAUGCCCAUCACCAACUACAACGCUGCUGCCCUGGCAGCCCUGCAGAAGAACGCAGCCGUGGCCGCUGCAGCCUACGGAGGGUACGCGGGGUUACGCCAUGCCCCAGGCCUUCCUGCCGCAGCGUUUCAGGUGCCCAUCCACGACGUCUACCAGACCUACUGACAACAGAUACCAGACCUACUGACAACAGAUACCAGACCUACUGACAACAGAUACCAGACCUACUGACAACAGAUACCACACCUACUGACAACAGAUACCAGACCUACUGACAACAGAUACCAGCUACCAGACCGACUGACAACAGAUACCAGCUACCAGACCGACUGACAACAUCUACCAGCUACCAAACCUACUGACAACAGCUACCAGCUACCAAACCUACUGACAACAGAUACCAGACCUACUGACAACAGCUACCAGACCUACUGACAACAGCUACCAGACCUACUGACAACAGCUACCAGACCUACUGACAACAGAUACCAGACCUACUGACAACAGAUACCAGACCUACUGA
Messenger RNA from Oncorhynchus gorbuscha (pink salmon), 896 nucleotides. RefSeq names its product RNA-binding protein 47-like. NCBI's taxonomy places the organism in Eukaryota, Metazoa, Chordata, Actinopteri, Salmoniformes, Salmonidae. The transcript is spliced from 3 exons. The coding region runs from base 11 to 538 and encodes 175 amino acids. The record is from RefSeq and is a predicted model, not a curated record.